Molecule: messenger RNA, 3178 nt
Organism: Tupaia belangeri chinensis (Chinese tree shrew)
Lineage: Eukaryota; Metazoa; Chordata; Mammalia; Scandentia; Tupaiidae
Gene: DENND1B
Product: DENN domain containing 1B
Exons: 22
Coding region: 127-2364 (745 amino acids)
Biological process (GO): T cell receptor signaling pathway; endocytic recycling; endocytosis
Cellular component (GO): nuclear speck; intracellular membrane-bounded organelle; cytosol
Molecular function (GO): guanyl-nucleotide exchange factor activity; phosphatidylinositol phosphate binding
Source: RefSeq, a predicted model, not a curated record
CAGUCUGCAGUUCCAAAGCAACCCAACCCGGUCCCGUGCGCACGUGAUGGGGACACUGCCGGUAGAGGUGCUUGGCCAGGGAAAAUCCAGAGAGAACAUUUGACUUGGUAUUGAAAGUGAAAUGCCAUGCCUCUGAAAAAGAAGGAAGUGCUACAGAGCGUGCCAAAGUUCUGUUUCCCCUUUGACGUUGAAAGGGUGUCUCAAAAUCAAGUUGGACAGCACUUUACCUUUGCACUGACAGACAUUGAAAGUAAACAGAGAUUUGGAUUCUGCAGACUAACAUCAGGAGGCCAAAUUUGUUUAUGCAUUCUUAGUUACCUUCCAUGGUUUGAAGUGUAUUAUAAGCUUUUAAAUACCCUGGCAGAUUACUUGGCUAAAGAACUGGAAAAUGAUUUGAAUGAGACUCUUAAAUCACUCUAUAACCACCCAGUACCAAAGGCAAACACUCCUGUCAGUUUGAGUGUGAACCAAGAGAUAUUUAUUGCCAGUGAGCAAGUUCUGAAAGAUCAGCUCUCUUUAGUACCGCAUUCCUACUUCAUUGCCCCUGAUGUAACUGGACUCCCAACAAUACCUGAGAGUAGAAAUCUCACAGAGUAUUUCGUCGCCGUGGACGUGAACAAUAUGCUGCAGCUGUACGCCAGCAUGCUUCACGAAAGGCGCAUCAUCAUCACCGCCAGCAAAUUAAGCACUCUCACCGCCUGUGUCCACGCCUCGGCCGCGCUGCUCUAUCCCAUGCACUGGCAGCACAUCUACGUCCCCGUGCUGCCGCCGCACCUGCUGGACUACUGCUGUGCCCCGAUGCCGUACCUGAUUGGAAUACACUCCAGCCUCAUAGAGAGAGUGAAAAAUAAGUCAUUGGAAGAUGUGGUCAUGUUGAAUGUUGACACGAACACUUUAGAAUCACCAUUUAACGACUUGAGCAACCUACCCAGUGAUGUGGUCUCGGCCUUGAAAAAUAAACUGAAGAAGCAGUCUACAGCUACGGGUGAUGGAGUAGCGAGGGCCUUUCUUAGGGCACAGGCUGCUUUGUUUGGAUCCUACAGAGAUGCACUGAGAUACAAACCUGGCGAGCCUAUCACUUUCUGUGAGGUGAGUUUCGUAAAGCACCGGUCAAGCGUCAUGAAACAGUUCUUGGACACUGCAGUUAACCUCCAGCUUUUUAAGCAGUUUAUUGAUGGCCGGCUGGCAAAACUCAAUGCAGGAAGAGGUUUCUCUGAUAUAUUUGAAGAGGAGAUCACUUCAGGUGGCUUUUGUGGAGGGAACCCUAGGACCUAUCAACAGUGGGUACACACAGUCAAGAAAGGAGGUGCUCUGUUCAAUACAGCAAUGACCAAAGCAACUCCCGCUGUACGCACAGCAUAUAAAUUUGCAAAAAAUCACGCAAAGCUGGGACUAAAGGAAGUGAAGAGUAAACUCAAACACAAGGAAAAUGAGGAAGAUUACGGAAGCUGUUCUGGCUCUGUACAAUAUACACCAGUUUACACAUCACACAAUGAAAAGGGCGGAGACCUAGAAAGGCAUAAACUUGCCCAGGCACGCCUGAAAAGGCCUCUGAAGAGCUGCGAUGGUGCGCUGUGUGACGAGGACGACGACGACAUUGAAAGAGCAAGCAAGUUAUCUUCUGAAGAUGGUGAAGAAGCUCCUGCUUAUUUUUAUGAAAGCGAUGACUCGGUGGAAACAAGAGUGAAGAUCCCUUACUCUGGCGAAAUGGACCUGUUAGGCGAGAUCCUUGAUACGCUGAGCACACAUAGCUCGGAUCAAGGGAAGCUGGCAGCUGCGAAGAGCUUGGAUUUCUUUAGAUCAAUGGAUGAUAUUGAUUACAAACCUACGAACAAAUCCAAUGCCCCCAGCGAGAACAACCUGGCCCUGCUCUGCAGCGGUUCUGGCGACCAGGCCGAGUGGCCCCUGGGGCAGGACGACAGCGCCCCCAGCGGCCACCUCCCUCCGGCUCCCAGGAAGCGCGUGUCCUCCGGCGGCCUGGCGGAGUCGCUGUUCAUCCUGAGAGAGGAGUGCGCUGGGAAGCAGCUCGGUGCCCGCGACCCGGGUGGCCCGAGCGGGGCGGAGGGGCCCGCAGAGUCGGGGUCGGAGUCCCUGCUGGCUCCCGGAGUUGCCCAAAGGGACGGCGCGGAGGCGGACGCGGAACCCAGGGAAACACUAAGCCGGAGCUGUGACGCCCCGCUCCCGCCCGGCCUCGGGCGGCGCCCGUCUACCUCCGUUCCUUGGGAGAGAGAAGGGAAAGAAGCCAAAGAGACUCCAGAAGGCCCCGGGCUGCUCCAAGAAGUGGUGUCCUUGUGUCACAUGGCCUCUGACUGCGCGCCAGGCCCACGUGUUUCGGAAGAAAACACAGGUGGAAACCGGGCUUAGCUGGGGACCGAGGGGCCGCCCUGUGUCCCCCUCCCAUGGGGGACACGUUGGAGUCUACGGCAUCUGUAUAAUAAACUGAAUUAUUUGUAGGAAUAACAACUCUUACUACUAUUUAAAAACAUUUUUUUUUCACUCGGGACACCUGUUCCCCCCCCCUUCCCGGUUGGUCGCCUCCUGGAUAUAUGUUACCCAUUGAUUUUUUAAAUGGAAAGUGAGUUCUACUGUGCUCUUAAAUCAGGUACCCGUCUGUGUGUGUGUUGAAAGUAUGUACUGAACAUACGAUUGCCCAGUGUUUGGUGCUUAAUGCCAACUCAUUUUAUUUAAACUCAGUAUGCAUUAUAUAAUCCUUGCACAUAACUAGCAGCUAAGAUACUAAUCCAGUUGAGCAUGAACUGAUUGAGAUAUCAAAACUAGCCUGAAUCGGAUGAAACUGUUAAUCCACUAAUUGCCUUAAUCAUCAAGCUAUAUUAAGCAUAAUGGAAUAAUUUAUGAAAUUACAUGUUAAAGUCAAAAGAUAAGUUAUUAGUAUUCUGCAGAGCAAUAACGCCUUUUUCUAUUCAUUGAAUUGAGGUCACAAUUCAUUUUUUCUCAAGGUUGAAAAGCUCUCCUUUGGAAAUGUGUACUUUGAUUAUAUAAGGACACCACAGCAUGCUUUGAACAAAGUAGGAAGGUGUGUAUUUCCCUUUCCCCGUCCCUCAGUGAAACAGAUGAAGUGCUGAGUUAUAAUGUGAAGGUAAAGACUUCUGUUUACACACAGGACACUGUCAACGUCUUCCGUCUCUCCACACCUUUGCUCAUUCGUGGUCCACCCAGC